Meleagris gallopavo (turkey) is the source of this 8478-nucleotide messenger RNA. The record is from RefSeq and is a predicted model, not a curated record. NCBI's taxonomy places the organism in Eukaryota, Metazoa, Chordata, Aves, Galliformes, Phasianidae.
GCUCGGAGUGAUUGUCUAAAAAAGAAUUAAAAAUGGCCGAGAAUGUGGUGGAGCCGGGCCCGCCUUCAGCCAAGCGGCCUAAACUCUCCUCGCCGGCGCUCUCCGUGUCCGCCAGCGACGGCACAGAUUUUGGAUCGCUAUUUGAUCUGGAACAUGACUUGCCAGAUGAACUGAUCAGCUCCACAGAACUGGGACUCACCAAUGGUGGUGACAUUAAUCAGCUGCAGACCAGCCUUGGCCUGGCACAAGAUGCUGCCUCUAAACACAAGCAGCUGUCAGAACUUUUACGGGCUGGUAGCUCCCCAAAUCUCAAUAUGGGGGUUGGUGGCCCUGGCCAGGGCAUGGCCGGCCAAACUCCACAAAAUAGUCCUGGAAUGGGAAUGUUGAACAGCAUGGUGAAAAGCCCUAUGGCACAGGCUGGGUUGACUUCUCCCAGUAUGGCGAUGGGUACAAGCGGACCAAAUCAGGGUCCUUCAGCCCAAUCUACAGCAGGAAUGAUGCCAACAGUAAACAGUCCAGUUAACCAGCCUGGCAUGGGAAUGAACACAGGGAUGAAUGCUGGCAUGAAUCCUGGGAUGUUGGCAGCAGGCAAUGGACAGGGGGUGAUGCAGGGGCAAGUCAUGAACGGUUCAAUUGGAGCAGGCAGAGGGCGACCAAAUAUGCCAUACCCAAACCCAGGAAUGGGAACUGCUGGUAACUUGUUGGCUGAGACACUGCAGCAAGGCUCUCCGCAGAUGGGAGGACAGGCUGGACUGAGGGGGCCGCAGCCUGGAGCCAUGAACAAGAUGGGAAUGAUGAGCAAUCCCAGUCCUUAUGGUCAGCCAUACAGUCAGAAUACCGGGCAGCAGAUUGGAGCCAGUGGUCUCGGACCUCAGAUGCAGAAUAAGACUGGACUGCAAAAUAGCUUACCACAGUUUCAAAUGGACAAGAAGCCAGUUCCUGGGGCAGGAAUGCCUAACAUGGGUCAGCAGCAGGCUCCCCAAGUUCAGCAAGCUGGGAUGGGGCCAGCAGCUUCACAAGGAAUGGGGUCUGGAGCUCCAACAGCAGAUCCAGAGAAACGCAAACUCAUUCAGCAACAACUAGUUCUCCUCUUACACGCUCACAAGUGUCAACGGCGAGAACAGGCCAACGGUGAGGUGCGGCAGUGCAACCUCCCUCAUUGCCGAACCAUGAAGAACGUUCUAAACCACAUGACACAUUGUCAGGCUGGCAAAUCUUGCCAGGUGGCACAUUGUGCGUCUUCUCGACAAAUCAUCUCGCACUGGAAGAACUGUACAAGACAUGACUGUCCUGUAUGUUUGCCACUCAAAAAUGCUGGGGACAAAAGAAACCAACAAUCUCUACUGGGUGGAGCUGCAGUAGGACUUGCAAACACCGGCUCCGUGGGUGUGGGGCAGCAGACUACGCCCAGCAUAAGCACUACCAGUCAGAUAGACCCCAGCUCCAUCGAGAGAGCCUAUGCAGCCCUUGGACUGACCUAUCAAGGGAACCAGAUGCAGACACAGUCUCAGGCUCAAGUGAAGAAUCAGCAGCAAGGACAGUCACCCCAGAGUCUGCGCCCAAUGAAUCCUAUGAGUGCAAAUCCAAUGGGGGUAAAUGGAGGAGUAGGAGUUCAAACCCCCAGUCUGCUGCCUGACUCAAUGUUACAUUCAACCAUGAAUUCCCAAAACUCCAUGAUGAGUGAAAGCGCCAAUGUUGCUAGUCUGGGGGCUAUGCCAACCGCUCAGCCAUCCAAUACAGGAAUUCGAAAGCAGUGGCAUGAAGAUAUUACUCAGGAUCUCCGAAAUCAUCUUGUUCAUAAACUAGUCCAAGCCAUAUUUCCUACACCUGACCCUGCAGCAUUGAAGGAUCGGCGUAUGGAGAAUCUGGUGGCAUAUGCUCGGAAAGUGGAAGGCGAUAUGUAUGAAUCAGCAAAUAGCAGGGCGGAGUACUAUCACUUGCUAGCUGAGAAGAUCUAUAAGAUUCAGAAGGAGCUGGAGGAAAAGCGAAGAACCAGGCUGCAGAAGCAAAAUAUGAUACCAAGUGCUCCGGGCAUGCCACAGGCUCCCGUGAAUCAAGGGCCUAACAUGGGACAGCCUCAGCCAGGGAUGUCUGCAAAUGGUCCUAUAACUGACCCAACACUGAUACGUGCUAAUGUGCCAAACCAGAUGAUGAAUCGCAUGCAGGCACAGCCAGGAAUGAAUCAGUUUGGCCACAUGAAUAUGCAGCUGUCAUCGAUGGGACCCCGGCAAACCCCUCCUCUUCAGCACCCUGGACAGCUAAGCCAGGCCGGGGCCAUGAACCAGAUGGGAUUUCCUUCACGUAUGCAACAACCAGGAGUUGGCCAACCUUCUGGUCAAAAUCAAUUUCUGCAGCAGAACCCAUUCCCUGCUUCUUCCCCAGGAAUGAAUGCAGCAAGCAUGCCUAUGACACAAACUAGCAGUCAGACACCAGUUUCUCAAGCACAAAUGAACAGCUCUUCCUGUCCUGUGAAUUCUCCUGCCAUGGCUCCAGGUUCUCAAGGGAGUCAUAUUCACUGCCCACCUCUUCCACAGCCUCCCAUGCACCGAAAUUCUCCUUCACCAGUACCCAGUCGAACCCCAACGCCUCACCAUACACCUCCAGGCUUGGGAUCGCAGCAACAGCAGGCAGCAGCAGCUGCCACCACUGUCCCCACCCCUACUCCUCAGGCAAUGCCACCCGGACCGCAGUCACAAACUAUGCAUCCCCCUCAGAGGCAGACUCCAACACCUCCACAGGCACAGCUGCCUCCACAAGUCCAGCCUCCAGUUCCUGUUACGCCCUCUGCAGAGCAGCAGCAGCAACCCUUGUCACAGCAGAGUACAACGGCAUCGGUUCCCACACCAACAGCGCCGCUGCAGCCUCAGCACCCCACAACACCUCUGUCACAACCAGCUGUAAGCAUUGAUGGGCAGGUAUCCAACCCCCCAUCCACCAGCAGCACAGAAGUGAACUCUCAGCAGACUGCAGCAGAGCAGCAGCAGCCACCUUUGCAGGAAGUGAAAAUGGAGAUAAAAACAGAUGAAGGGGAACCAGAACAAACAGAGCUGCAGAUGGAGGAGAAAUCUGAGGUUAAAGUAGAACCAGCAGUGGAAGAAUGUAAACCAGACCCAAUGGAACAAGAAGAGAAGAAAACAGAAGUGAAGACUGAAAUGCCAGAGGGGGAGGAAAGACCUACAACUCCAGCUACUCAGUCUUCUCCAGCAGCAGGACAGUCUAAGAAAAAAAUUUUCAAGCCAGAAGAGUUGCGGCAGGCACUUAUGCCAACACUGGAGGCACUUUACCGUCAGGACCCAGAGUCUCUUCCAUUUCGACAGCCUGUGGAUCCCCAGCUACUAGGAAUUCCUGAUUAUUUUGACAUUGUGAAGAAUCCCAUGGACCUUUCUACUAUCAAGAGGAAGCUAGACACAGGACAAUAUCAAGAACCAUGGCAAUAUGUAGAUGACAUCUGGCUCAUGUUCAAUAAUGCCUGGCUCUACAACCGCAAAACAUCCCGGGUAUAUAAGUACUGCUCAAAACUGGCCGAGGUGUUUGAGCAAGAAAUUGAUCCAGUUAUGCAGAGCCUUGGUUACUGCUGUGGAAGAAAGUUGGAGUUCUCGCCACAGACUUUGUGUUGCUAUGGCAAACAGCUAUGCACAAUCCCUCGAGAUGCCACUUACUACAGUUACCAGAACAGGUAUCAUUUCUGUGAGAAGUGCUUCAACGAAAUCCAAGGGGAGAGCGUUUCUCUGGGAGAUGACCCUUCACAACCUCAAACCACGAUAAACAAAGAACAGUUUUCAAAAAGGAAAAACGAUACACUGGAUCCUGAACUAUUUGUUGAAUGUAUAGAGUGUGGAAGAAAAAUGCACCAGAUCUGUGUUCUUCACAAUGAGAUGAUCUGGCCUUCUGGCUUUGUCUGCGAUGGCUGUCUGAAGAAAACAGGGCGAACCAGGAAAGAGAACAAAUUCUCUGCUAAAAGGUUACCAGCUACAAGACUUGGUACCUUCUUAGAGAACAGAGUCAAUGAUUUCCUAAAGAGACAGAAUCACCCAGAGGCAGGAGAGGUUACAGUUAGGGUGGUACAUGCGUCUGACAAAACUGUUGAAGUAAAGCCAGGAAUGAAAGCAAGAUUUGUAGACAGUGGAGAGAUGGCUGAGUCUUUCCCCUAUCGAACAAAAGCACUUUUUGCCUUUGAGGAGAUUGAUGGUGUAGACUUGUGCUUCUUUGGGAUGCACGUGCAGGAGUAUGGCUCAGACUGUCCCCCACCCAAUCAAAGGCGAGUGUAUAUAUCUUACCUUGACAGUGUUCAUUUCUUCCGCCCUAAAUGCUUGAGGACUGCUGUCUAUCAUGAAAUCCUAAUUGGAUAUCUAGAAUAUGUCAAGAAAUUAGGGUAUACUACUGGACAUAUCUGGGCAUGCCCACCAAGUGAAGGAGAUGACUACAUUUUCCACUGCCAUCCUCCUGACCAAAAGAUACCCAAACCCAAACGACUGCAAGAGUGGUACAAAAAGAUGCUGGACAAAUCUGUGUCAGAGCGCAUUGUUCACGACUACAAGGAUAUAUUUAAGCAAGCGACAGAAGACCGUCUGACAAGUGCGAAAGAGUUACCUUACUUUGAAGGGGACUUCUGGCCAAAUGUUCUGGAGGAGAGUAUUAAGGAACUCGAGCAAGAGGAGGAAGAGCGAAAGAGAGAAGAGAACACUAGUAAUGAAAGCACAGAUGUGAGCAAAGGAGACAGCAAAAAUGCCAAAAAGAAGAACAAUAAGAAGACAAGUAAGAACAAGAGCAGUUUGAGUCGUGGCAAUAAGAAGAAGCCUGGCAUGCCGAAUGUGUCCAAUGACCUUUCCCAAAAGCUGUAUGCCACUAUGGAGAAACACAAAGAGGUUUUCUUUGUCAUCCGUCUCAUUGCUGGCCCUGCAGCCAACUCCCUUCCCCCCAUCGUUGAGCCUGACCCGCUCAUUCCAUGUGACCUGAUGGAUGGGCGCGAUGCUUUCCUUACCCUUGCUAGAGACAAGCACCUGGAGUUCUCCUCUCUGCGAAGAGCUCAGUGGUCAACCAUGUGCAUGCUGGUGGAGCUGCAUACGCAGAGCCAAGACCGCUUUGUUUACACCUGCAACGAGUGCAAGCAUCAUGUGGAGACCAGAUGGCACUGCACUGUGUGUGAGAUUUCUAUACUUGGCAUCCAGCGCUGCAUCCAGUCCCUGGUCCACGCCUGCCAGUGCCGUAACGCCAACUGCUCGCUGCCAUCCUGCCAGAAGAUGAAACGGGUCGUCCAACACACCAAAGGCUGCAAACGCAAAACCAACGGAGGGUGCCCCAUCUGCAAGCAACUCAUUGCUCUUUGCUGCUACCAUGCAAAGCACUGCCAGGAGAACAAGUGCCCGGUGCCCUUCUGCCUCAACAUCAAACACAAACUCCGUCAACAGCAGCUUCAGCACCGCCUGCAACAGGCUCAGAUGCUCCGAAGGAGGAUGGCAAGUAUGCAGCGGACCGGUGUGGUGGGCCAGCAGCAGGGGCUGCCCUCACCGACACCAGCCACCCCGACAACUCCGACAGGCCAGCAGCCCACGACGCCGCAAACUCCCCAGCCCCAGCCUCCACCCCAACCUGCCUCGCAGCCUCAGCCCGCGCCUCCCAACAGCAUGCCGCCCUACAGCAUGCCGAGAACUCAACCCCCUGGUGCUGUGUCCCAGGGCAAGGCGGGCGGCCAGGUGACUCCUCCGACUCCACCCCAGCCGCCUCAGCCACCAGUUCAGGGUCCUCCUCCAGCAGCGGUGGAAAUGGCCAUGCAGAUCCAGAGGGCGGCGGAGACCCAACGACAGAUGGCGCAGGUUCAGAUUUUCCAAAGGCCGAUUCAGCACCAGAUGCCCCAGAUGCCGCCCAUGGGAAUGAAUCCUCCACAGAUAGCCAGGGGUCCUGGUGGCCACAUAGAUCAAGGAAUGGGGCCAGCGGGGAUCCAACAGCAGCCACCUUGGGUGCAGGGUGGCUUGCCCCAAGCUCAGCUGCAGCCGGGAAUGCAGAGGCCAUCCAUGAUGUCAGUAGCCCAGCCAGGUCAACCAAUGAAUAUGGCACCUCAGCCAGGAAUGGGCCAGGUACCUGGCACUGCCCAGCCAAAGCAGCCACCUCUGCCCCAGGCAGCCUUACAGAACCUACUGCGGACACUCAGGUCUCCCAGCUCACCCAUGCAGCAGCAGCAGGUGCUUAACAUCCUUCACUCCAAUCCUCAGCUGUUGGCUGCUUUCAUCAAGCAGCGGGCCGCCAAGUACGCGGGGUCCCAGAACCCCCAGGGGAUGCCUGGUCAACCUGGCAUGCCCCAGGGCCAGCCGGGGCUCCAACCGCAGCAGGCCAUGCAGGGGCAGCAGGGAGGGGUGCACCCCAACGCAGCCAUGCAGAACAUGAACCCCAUGCAGGGGGGGGUGCAGAGGCCCAGCAUGCCACAGCAGCAGCAGCCGCCACAGCAGCCGCAGCAAGCCAUGGCUGGGAUGAAUCCUCAGGCACAGCAGAUGAAUAUGAAUCACUCGGGGAUGGCUCCUCAGUUCCGAGACCUCCUGAUGCGGCGGCACCAGAUAAUGGAGCAGCAGCGCCAGCAGCAGCAGCAAGGAGUGGGACCGGCGCUGGGGCCAGGGAUGGCCAACCACAACCAGUUCCAGCAGCCCCAGGGCGUCGGGUAUCCACAGCAGCAGCAGCAACAGCAGCAGCAGCAACGGAUGCAGCAUCACAUGCAACAGAUGCAGCAAGGAAACAUGGGACAGAUAAGCCAGCUUCCCCAGGCCAUGAGUGCAGAGACAGGAGCCAGUUUGCAGCAGGCUUUCCAGCAGAGGCUGCUCCAGCAGCAGAUGGGGUCCCCGGCUCAGCCCAAUCCUAUGAGCCCCCAGCAGCACAUGCUGCCCAACCAGGCCCAGUCCCCACACCUACAGGGUCAGCAGCUCCCUUCGUCGCUCACCAAUCAAGUGCGCUCUCCACAGCCUGUACCCUCGCCACGGCCCCAGUCCCAGCCCCCCCAUUCCAGCCCAUCCCCCCGGAUGCAGCCUCAGCCUUCUCCGCACCACGUCUCCCCGCAGACCAGCUCCCCACAUCCAGGACUGGUAGCUGCACAGGCUAAUCCCAUGGAUCAAGGGCACUUUGCCAGCCCGGACCAGAGUGCAAUGCUUUCCCAGCUUGCUAGCAAUCCUGGUAUGGCAGGCCUCCAUGGUACAAGCGCCACAGAACUGGGGCUCAGCUCUGAGAACUCAGACUUGAAUUCAAAUCUUUCACAGAGUACACUAGACAUACACUAGACACAUUGUAGCAUUUUGGGAGCAAAAAAAGAAAAAGAAGAAAAAAGAAAAAAAGAAAAAAACUUAUUUUCUCAAGACUUUUUGUACUGAAGACGAAUUUUUUUGAAUCUUUCUUAGCUAAAACAACAUUUUUCCCUGGACACAUCUGAACUCUACAGCAGUAGUUUGUGGUUUUCAAAGUAAACCAACAACGAACCUGAGGGACAGUAGAGUACAAAGAAUAUAUUUUUGUUAUGGCUGGAAUCAUAACCAGUCCUUUUUCUUGUUUAUUUUUUUCCUCGUGUGCGUUGGGGAGGUCGAGGGAAGAGGGUGAUCUUCUGGCUGUUGGCCAAAGGACGCCCUACUCAUUGCCUCCAAUAGGUUUUAUUUUUUAAAUUAAUGAAAAUAUGUAAUAUUGAUAGUUAUUAUUUACUGAGGCAGAUGGUAAACAUUUUCCCUAUUCUGGUUUUUCUUCAUGUCACCGCAAAAAGAAAAAUACCACAGUGAAAAAAACGACAUCAAUAAACCACCAGAGGAGAAACUUUUCCUAAAGCCGGAGGACAAAAGGGGUUAAUGUUGCUUUAAGAAUACAUUACAUAUAUAAAUAUAUAUAUAUAAAAGUAAAUACCGAUCUUUUCCUCUUCGGUUGGAAAUAUGUCAAUUCUUUGAGAAAAAAAAAAUGUAAAAAUAUUAAAUAACUCAGUCCCCUCCUGAAGUCUACUUUUGUCCUCCAAGAAUUUUCUAUACAAGAGUCUGAGCUUAAAAAUAAAAACUUCAAGUAUUAAAAUUUGUACAUGUAGAGAGAAGAUGACAUUUUUGCAAAUACACAGGGGCAGCUGCCAAAUGGAUGUAGUAUAUAUAUUGUGGUUUCUGUUUUCUUGAAAGAAUUUUUUUUUGUUGUUAUUUUUACAUCUAACAAAGGAAAAAAGAAAAUAAAAAAGAGGGUAAGAAACAAAUCCGACGGGAUGAUUUUAACCUGAGAAAAAGUCCCUGGGGUUUAUUCUUUCUGCUUGCUUUCUCUCUCCCCUGCCCUUUUCCCACCCUCUUCCACUUUCUGUAAAACUUGAAAAUAGAAAAGCAAAAAAAAAAAAAAACAAAAAACAAAAAAAAACACCCUCAAAUGUUGUAAAUCAUGCAAUUAAAGUUGAUUACUUAUAAAUACGAACUUUCGAUCACUGUAUAGACUGUUAAAAAUUGAUUUCUUAUUACCUAUUGUUAAAUAAACUGUGUGAGACAGACA